Eutrema salsugineum is the source of this 390-nucleotide messenger RNA. RefSeq names its product polyubiquitin. The record is from RefSeq and is a predicted model, not a curated record. The transcript has a single exon. Gene Ontology annotation, cellular component: cytoplasm; nucleus. Lineage: Eukaryota; Viridiplantae; Streptophyta; Magnoliopsida; Brassicales; Brassicaceae. The coding region runs from base 1 to 390 and encodes 129 amino acids. Gene Ontology annotation, molecular function: ubiquitin protein ligase binding; protein tag activity. Gene Ontology annotation, biological process: modification-dependent protein catabolic process; protein ubiquitination.
AUGGAGAUUUCUAUCACGACUGUGAAUGGAAAAAACAUAAACCUAGAGGUUGACGAUAGCUCCAACACAAUCGACCUAAAGAUCCAUGGACCAACCCGUCAGUUGGUUCUUCGUCUCGGUACAGAACAGGAUCUGGAUUCGGAUCCAAAGGCAUCCAUGCAGAUUUAUGUAUCAACCUUUGAGCUGGGAACAUUCAACUUUAUGGUUGAGAGGACGGAGACCAUUGAAGACGUCAUGGCCAAGAUCCGUCAUGGUGAAUGGGCCCCAAUAUUAGUGGAUCCGAAGGCAUUUAUGCUGAUCUUUCAAGGUAAGGAGCUUGAAAACAGACGCACCCUAGCUGACUACAGAAUCAAGAAGGAUUCGACACUUGUCCUGUUACCACGUCGUUGA